GUUAAAAUUAGGUACAUGACUGAAGUUGUACAAUUCAUCAAUAAAAAUCUGCCACUAUCGGUAAUUCACAUGGGUCUCCCAAAGUAUGACCUAGCUGUUGGGCUUACCAAGGGCCACAAGACCACAAAAAUUGAUAAUCCCUCCAAGAAGAGGCAGUCUAGGAGAAGAGGGACUGUUACAAAGAAGACUAGAUUUGUACGAGACCUUGUAAGGGAGGUAACUGGUUUUGCUCCAUAUGAGAGAAGAAUACAAGAAUUGCUGAGAAUUUCAAAGGACAAAAGAGCACUCAAAUUCUGUAAAAAGAGGUUGGGAAGUCACAUCCGAGCAAAGAAGAAGCGUGAAGAAAUGCAAGACAUGCUCCAAAAGAUGAGGAAGGCACAACAACAACAGAAAUAAUUUCAUUUUGUUGUUAUGUAUAUAGCCUGGGCAGUAAAGAUCAUGCCAGUC
Messenger RNA from Mercenaria mercenaria, 447 nucleotides. Its product is annotated as 60S ribosomal protein L36-like. Gene Ontology annotation, cellular component: cytosolic large ribosomal subunit; ribosome. Lineage: Eukaryota; Metazoa; Mollusca; Bivalvia; Venerida; Veneridae. Bases 16 to 396 code for a protein of 126 amino acids. Gene Ontology annotation, molecular function: structural constituent of ribosome. The transcript is spliced from 4 exons. The record is from RefSeq and is a predicted model, not a curated record. Gene Ontology annotation, biological process: cytoplasmic translation.